AAAAAGGGAAAAAGAACCCAAUCCAAAAUCUACUUCUAAUAUCCACAGUUCACAAAGUAAAACUAAACACUGCCCGCGUCAUCUUUUACCGUAACGUUGAAACCAACCGCCAACCCCCAACACGACAUAGCACGAUACUUUCUCUCUCCCAGAGAUCCCUGUUUGUUACCCCUGGAUCUGACACAAAUGGUCUAAUUUUCCCGGGAAAUCCCAGUUUUCCUGGAAAGUUAGAGAAAUGGAUGAGUCAUUCUUUGAUCUGAUGGAGUUUUUAAAAAGACCAUCAAUAACUGAAACAUUUGUCGACAUUUUGCUUUGUGCAGUACCUAUAUGGCUAGCGGUUAUGAUCGGGCUCGUGAUCGGCUGGUCUUGGCGGCCUAGGUGGACCGGUUUGGUUUUCCUUGGUUUGAGGAGUAGGUUCAGGUUUUUAUGGACUGCGCCGCCUGGUUUUGGAGCUCGUCGCCUUUGGUUGGCUUUUACGGCUUUAUCGGCCUUUUCUGUUUGCCGUACUGUUUGGUCUAAUUUCAAGGGCAAAAAUGUAAAAUUGGCACCUACAAUGGCUACUCCGGCUUCUAUGGCGCCGACGAGAAACUCGGCAGAUGGAGGUGGUGGUGGUGAAUCUGUUAGCUCUUGUGGGGAACCUCAGGAGGGGGAGGAUGUUGUUACGGAGAAUGAUUUGGAACACCUACUGCAUCUUCUUGAAGGGAAGGAUGGACAAAUGGAAUGGCAAUUUAUGAUGGAAAGAUCUACCUCAAAUAUGGCAUACCAAGCUUGGCGCCACGAGCCUCAGAAUGCUCCUACUGUAUACCGUAGUAGAACUGUCUUUGAGGAUGCUACUCCAGAACUGGUUAGAGAUUUUUUCUGGGAUGAUGAGUUUCGACUGAAAUGGGAUCCAAUGCUUGCAUACUUCAAAAUAUUAGAGGAAUUCCCACAUUCGGGAACAAUGAUUGUCCAUUGGAUAAAAAAGUUUCCAUUUUUCUGCAGCGAUCGAGAAUAUAUUAUUGGUCGUAGAAUAUGGGAGGCUGGGAAGACAUAUUAUUGUCUGACAAAGGGGGUGCCAUAUGAAGGCCUGCCCAAGCGUGACAAGCCAAGGCGAGUGGAUCUUUACUUCUCAAGUUGGGUUAUCAGAGCUGUGGAAUCUCGCAAAGGAGAUGGACAGAUGUCUGCAUGUGAGGUUACCCUUUUUCAUUGUGAGGACAUGGGAAUCCCCAAAGAUGUGGCUAAGCUGGGAGUGCGACAUGGUAUGUGGGGAACUGUCAAGAAGUUGCAUUCUGGCAUGAGAGCAUACCAGAAUGCUAGGAAAUCAGAGGCUUCAUUGUCUAGAAGUGCACUUAUGGCAAGAAUUACAACAAAAAUUUCUUUUGAUGAAAGCAUGGAUUCUUCUGAGCCAGUCACUGGCGAAGAAGAUAAACAUGGAGCGGUAGACAUCAGAAGACACAAGGAUCAUGGCAUUGAUUGGAAAUGGAUAGUUGUAGGUGGAACAAUAGCUCUAGUCUGCGGACUUCAUUCUGGUGCAGUUGGGAAGGCCUUGCUAUUUGGAGCAGGGCAAAGAAUUGCGCGGAGAUGAGAGUUUUCUGGUUAAUGACAGUUUAUCCCUAUAUGAUUUUGAAGAAUUCACAACUAAUAUACAACUAUUUAAUGAACUUGUUAAGGUAUCAAGUACCACUGAUGUUAAAUUUUCUGUAAUUGGUCCAAUUGAAUCACAUCUUUUUCUCCGUGA
This is a messenger RNA of Ricinus communis (castor bean), 1717 nucleotides long. RefSeq lists its product as uncharacterized. The transcript is spliced from 6 exons. Bases 236 to 1564 code for a protein of 442 amino acids. The record is from RefSeq and is a predicted model, not a curated record. Lineage: Eukaryota; Viridiplantae; Streptophyta; Magnoliopsida; Malpighiales; Euphorbiaceae. Gene Ontology annotation, molecular function: lipid binding.